Symbiodinium pilosum is the source of this 795-nucleotide messenger RNA. The record is from the annotation of a GenBank genome assembly. Lineage: Eukaryota; Dinophyceae; Suessiales; Symbiodiniaceae.
AUGGACGCGACCAUGGGGAGCAUGGCCCCCACCGGGCUCAAGGGGAAGCUGGCGGCGCUUGAGGAUUUUAUCUCCAUGCAGAACGAAGAGCUGGCUGCGCAGCGUCAGGAAAUUGAGAGCCUUCGUGGCGACAAGGCUGGCAUCGAGGAGCACUACCAGGGCCAGCUGCAGGAGCUGAAGAAGACCAUGGUCGGCGACGUGCAGCGGCUGCAGGACGAAGUCAAGCGGCACUUUGCGCAGCAAAAGGCCGAAAACGCUCGUUUGCAACAGCAAGUCACCACCUUGAAGGGCGAAAAGACGUCCUUGCAGCAGCAGAUCCUCGGACUCCAACGGCGAAUCCAAGAAAUCGAAGAGCAGGCCAACGUUUUCAUAACUCUACCUUUGGUGUGGUGGGAUGUGAUGAUCGAGCAGGCUGACGACAUCAUGGAUGCCACUAUGGGGAGCAUCGCUCCGACCGGGCUCAAGGGGAAGCUGGCGGCGCUAGAGGAUUUUAUCUCCAUGCAGAACGAAGAGCUGGCUGCGCAGCGUCAGGAAAUUGAGAGCCUUCGUGGCGACAAGGCUGGCAUCGAGGAGCACUACCAGGGCCAGCUGCAGGAGUUGAAGAAGACCAUGGUCGGCGACGUGCAGCGGCUGCAGGACGAAGUGAAGCGGCAUUUCGCGCAGCAGAAAGCAGAGAAUGCACGCCUGCAACAACAGAUCACAACCUUGAAAGGUGAGAAAACGUCCCUACAGCAGCAGAUCCUGGGUUUGCAGAGGCGAAUCCAGGAAAUCGAGGAGCAGGUUGGUGCAGACUAA